AUGAAACAAAUGUAAGAAAAAUUUUUGCAAACUCAAAUAGAAAAAUAGAAAGUAGAAAAGAAUAAUAAAAAAUUGGAAGCUUAAAUUAAAUCAUUAAAUACUUAAAUAGAAACAAUUACUCAAAGGUGUACAUUUUUAACUGAUCAAAUAAAUCUGGAAAAAAUGAAUAGUAAAGGACUCAGUUAGCAAAUGCUCUCUUGCGAUGUGGUUGAAAUGAGUAGUUAAUUGACUCAAUUCUAAAACUAAUAAAUAUAUGAAAAAGAUAAAAAAAUUUCAGAAUUACUCAAAGAAUUAGAAUAAAAAAAUAAUGAAAUUUCAAAAUUAAAAGCAAUAAUAUCAAUUUCAAAUUUCACUUGCAGUGGAACAGAAUAAAAAUUCUAAGAAUAUGAAUAAGAAGUUGAUAAAUAGAAAUUAAAGAAGGAAAAAUUAUAAACUAGAGUUGAUAAACUUCAAUAAACAAUAGGAGCAGAAGCAUAAUUUAGAAUUGAGUUAGAACACUUAAGAGCUGAGAAUUAAAUUUUUUCAUAACUUCUAGGCUUUGCUCCUAGUUUAGAAAAUCAAGGUGAAUAUUAAUAUAAUCCUAAUUCAGUGCAGUUAAAAGUGAUAAAAAAUAUAAAAUUUCCAAUUAAACCUUAAAAUUUAACAUUUGAUUUUUGCAAAAAUUGCAAUAGAGAAUUUUAUCAAUACCGUUCAUGUUGCAAUCCAUUAUAUUCUUUGAAUGAUAAAUUAUUAUAUGUACCAGGAGAUGCAUUUAAUUUUGCUUAGGCUUUUAAGAAUAAAUAUUUGAAGACGAAAAAUGAUUUAGAAAUAGAUGAGCUAAUGGAAAUACUUUUGUUUGAGCUUAAUAAAAUUUGGUAUGAUAGAGAAUAAAAUCAUUUGCAAUUAUUGUCCAAACAUUGCAAAAGUAGGAUUUAAGAGAUAAAAAGAGCUAAUUCAUAAGAACCCCUAUCAUAAAGAGAGAUGUUACAGAAUAUAAAGAGAUUGAAAUAACAAUUAAAGGAAUUAUAAAAAGAAAAUUUAGAGCAUUUUAACUAAAAAUUUGAUAGAUUAGCCAUUUAAAUUUGA
Messenger RNA from Paramecium sonneborni, 1065 nucleotides. Lineage: Eukaryota; Ciliophora; Oligohymenophorea; Peniculida; Parameciidae. The record is from the annotation of a GenBank genome assembly.